This is a messenger RNA of Zychaea mexicana, 774 nucleotides long. RefSeq lists its product as uncharacterized. NCBI's taxonomy places the organism in Eukaryota, Fungi, Mucoromycota, Mucoromycetes, Mucorales, Lichtheimiaceae. The record is from RefSeq and is a predicted model, not a curated record. The transcript has a single exon. The coding region runs from base 232 to 738 and encodes 168 amino acids.
GCGGAUCAAGUGCAAGUCGGGUGGACAGCCUUUGGCAUCAACUGUUUUCAGCGGACGAAAAAGUGACAGGCGGAAAAGGCGACAUAUAAUUUAUGGGCGAGUCAUACUCAGGCGCAGCAGCAAUAAAUCACUUAUGGCACAUCUUUACGAGGAAUAUGCAAGCUGGUCAAAAAUCUCAAGCCGGUCAAAAAUUUCAAACUGUGUGGCCGUAGACGGAUCAAUUCACCAAGCAUGCGGGCAAAUAUGUGGGAUGGUUUCACAUCAACGGCACGAUCAUCAUCAUCAUCAUUAUUCAUCCCUACUUUUGUGGUGAAACCCCAAAGAGAAAGCGGCAACAAAAGGAGCAGCGGCAAACAUCGUAUCGACAAACAGUGUCCAUCGCUACCUAUGAUGGCCACAUGGAGCAAGAUACUUCAGCGACAAAAACUGCAACAAUGCAUACGACAAUUCAAUCCGUUCAGAAUCACAAGGUGUAAUGUGACGGCAACACUCAUUACAACUAUUCAAAUCAGUCAACGUCAAGUCAAGGAGAUGAAAACAAUCCUCAUCUAUCUCGGUUUACGACGAGGAGACUUGUGGAGACAGCAGCAUGGCGACAAAAAGACGACAUUGGCAUUGUCAGCUUUCAAUAUGGGGACAACAUCGGGCAAUGGACGGCCAUUCGAAUGCGUCUUCAUCAUUUCUAUCAGACGGCACCAAAGCAGAAAGACUGGCGACUUCUAUUAUGGUGGCAAUUGAGUGCAAAAGACAAACAGUAAAAACUGGGUAGCUGUA